GACACUCAGCAGACGGAGGCCACGAUCGACGCGCAAGAGGAGCAGGACCUGAUGAAAGAACUCGAGUCUCAGCUCUACGGCUGCGAGAUGGACAUCUCCUCCCAGGACGCCCAGCCGACCCAGUACGAUCUGCCACCUGCUGACUUGCAGACAGAAGGUACAAAGGAUGGCUUUGAUGCCACGUUGGAGCAUCUCAUGCGUGAGGUCGGGCUCGAGGAACGCGAGGAUGAUGCGAUCACAAAAUCUCCAAAGCGAGAGCUUGAAAAUGAUUUUGCCAGGGUCGCCAAGGAACUGGAGGAUGAAACCAGGUUGGCCAAGGAACAGGAUGAUGCCUGGCGGAAGAAAGCUGAGCAAACAAGAUUGGCCAAGGAAAGGGAGGAAGCUGAGAAAGCCAGCAGAAUGGCGAAGGAAAGGGAGGAAACUGAGAAAGCAAGGUUGGCCAAGGAAAAGGAAGAAGCUGAGAAAGUAAGCAAAAUGAUCAAGCAAAUGGAGGAAGCUGAGAAAGCCAGGUUAGCCAAGGAAAGGGAGGAAGCCGAGAAAGCCAUCAGAAUGGCGAAGGAAAUGGAGGAAGCCAAGCUGGCCAAGGAGAGGGAGGAAACUGAGAAAGCCAGGAUGGCCAAGGAAAGGGAGGAAGCUGAGAAAGCCAGGAUGGCCAAGGAAAGGGAGGAAGCCGAGAAAGCCAUCAGAAUGGCGAAGGAAAUGGAGAGGGAGGAAACUGAGAAAGCCAGGAUGGCCAAGGAAAUGGAGGAAGCCAAGCAGGCCAAGGAAAGGGAGGAAGCUGAGAAAGCCAGGAUGGCCAAGGAAAUGGAGGAAGCCAAGCUGGCCAAGGAAAGGGAGGAAGCUGAGAAAGCCAGGAUGGCCAAGGAAAGGGAGGAAGCCGAGAAAGCCAUCAGAAUGGCGAAGGAAAUGGAGAGGGAGGAAACUGAGAAAGCCAGGAUGGCCAAGGAAAUGGAGGAAGCCAAGCAGGCCAAGGAAAGGGAGGAAGCUGAGAAAGCCAGGAUGGCCAAGGAAAGGGAGGAAGCCAAGCUGGCCAAGGAAAGGGAGGAAGCUGAGAAAGCCAGGAUGGCCAAGGAAAGGGAGGAAGCUGAGAAUGCCAGGUUGGCCAAGGAAAGGGAACAGUUCAGGCUGGCAAGAUUGGCCAAGGACAAGGAGGAGGCCGAACAUAUGAGAUCGGCCAAGGACAAGGCCAAGGAAAAGGAAGUCGACAUGGCAACACAGGCGGCAAAAAAAUACCAGGCUUUGCCGAUGAACGCGACAAAGUUGCAAAAGCUACAGCUCUUGCAGGACAUUAUGGCUACUGGGGAUGAGGGUUGCAAGCAGUUCUGCAAGGAUGAGCUUGCAAAACUGAUCAAGCCGAAGGCAGCAACGCCAGCUCCGGCCCCUACCAGUGAUGCCGAUCCUCCGGCCCCUACCACAACGGGUGCCGAUCCUCCGGCCCCUACCACCAGGGGUGCCGAUCCUCCGGCCGCUACCACCCGGGGUGCCGAUCCUCCGGCCCCUACCACCAGGGGUGCCGUUCCUCCGGCCCCUAAUGCCCCGACCUUUGAUGAUGUCAGUGCGAAGAUGGGUUGGUCAAGUCCUGCAACCCCACGCAUGGUGGAGGCACCUGGUACGCCAUCUCCUGCAACGCCUGGCAGUGCAAUCACAACGCCUGGCAGUGCAAAAACAACGCAUGGCAGUGCAAGCGACGGCUUGGUCCAAGGUUCUGCGCCACUCUACAACCGAAAGAACGCCGCCAUGUUCUUGAAUCGCCUGAAAGGCAACCCAAAGAGGAUGCAAGCCUUGCCUGAUGACUUGGCAAAGUUGGUGCGGGACGAAGAUUCAAAGAGCAAAGCCAUCGACUUGAUCGUCGCUGCAGGAGGAGACGAAAAUGAGCUGGUCGGGCAGUGGACUGCAUCGUCCAUUUCUGUGGGGACGGACAAGGAAAAGGGAAAGAUGAAACCUUUGACGGAACAGGAAUUGAUCGGCAAGUACGGUGCGGUCAAUGCUGCGAAGGUGAUGGAGGAAAAAAGGAAGGCUGGUUUGGAGGUUGAUGAUCCCAAUUGUAAAGGGCUCAAGCUUUACUUGCACAACGAGUGGCAGAGGGAAUGGACGAGAGGCACAGAAGAACGAAGCAGUUUCACUGCUUCCGGAGAAGUUCGUGCGGGUGACGCUGCCAACGUUGCACAAAUUCUCAGUGUGCCCCGGCGGGCGCUGACAGGGCCCGGCCAGGAUGAUGAGGACAAUGUGGACAUGGAGGAGGACCCAAAGCCACUUCCGAACAAAAAACCAAAGAAAGCCAGGAAAAAUGAAGCCAGCGGCAAAGAGAAAGAGGAAGACGGUGAAACUGAGCCGGAAGCACCACGAGUGGAGAAACUUACACCGCUGGACAAGGCGGCAGACUUAAGGGGGCGGGCCCUCUCGAAGGCCAACCACGCUGGCUCGAUGCGCAAGCAGUUGAAAGGAGUCAGCUAUGCGACUGAAUGCCUCAAGGAGAUGACCAACUUCGAGCAGGAGUUCCAGGCGAUCUACGACCAGGUGGACAAGCUCAUCUCUGAGCUGGUCCACGAUGAUGGGGUCUAUCUUCCCAUUGCUACCAGAUAUCUCGAUAUCGCGAAGCGUUAUGAGAGGCCCAGCAAGGUAGCAAACAGCUUGAUCCGAGCUGCGAAGGCGACUCCGAAGGAUCCAACCGCGCCCAAAGGAUCGGCUAAAGCCAAGUCCAAGAAGCGCAAAGCCGCGGAGGGAGCCUAG
This is a messenger RNA of Symbiodinium sp. CCMP2592, 2730 nucleotides long. NCBI's taxonomy places the organism in Eukaryota, Dinophyceae, Suessiales, Symbiodiniaceae. The record is from the annotation of a GenBank genome assembly.